This is a messenger RNA of Ruditapes philippinarum (Manila clam), 2603 nucleotides long. RefSeq names its product vesicular glutamate transporter 1-like. Gene Ontology annotation, biological process: regulation of synapse structure or activity; monoatomic anion transport; synaptic transmission, glutamatergic. Gene Ontology annotation, molecular function: L-glutamate transmembrane transporter activity; neurotransmitter transmembrane transporter activity. Gene Ontology annotation, cellular component: excitatory synapse; synaptic vesicle membrane. The coding region runs from base 727 to 2595 and encodes 622 amino acids. Lineage: Eukaryota; Metazoa; Mollusca; Bivalvia; Venerida; Veneridae. The transcript is spliced from 13 exons. The record is from RefSeq and is a predicted model, not a curated record.
UGAAUAUACAGAAAGGAAAUAAUUUAUUGAAUUUGCGACAGCUGUAUGCACAAGAUAGCGCGCGUGUUUGUUCUAUAAAAAAUACAGUGCUUUACUUUUUGUAGUGUUAUGUGAAAAGUGCCAGUUUUUCGUGCUGCUUUUUAAAGUAAAUAAUUUAAAGUAAUCAAGAAAGUGUAAACUAUAUAAAUGGAUAAACAUAUAUGUGCUUUAGAUACUUUACUAACAUUAGAGUCAAUAUUUUCAAAAAAUAUAUUAUUUAUUAUUCUAACCUUGAGCAGAGUUUCCUUUUCAUUGACCGGAAAAGUAUGAGAUCUAAUUGACUAAAAUACGUUUUGAUUGUUUUUGUAUAAAGAAUGAGGCAAAACUGAACUAAAGUUUGAAUUACAAAAAGAAAAACAACAGGAAAAGAGAAAGAUAUUAAAUAUGCACGUGACUUUGCACCUAUAAACUGACAUAAAAUAUCGACAUAUUCCAACACUCGUAUUUCGCUAUAAAUUUGAUUUCAUUUUUCCCAGAAGACAGGCAGCAUAUUCGACAUGACCUUUAUAUGUAUGUAUGAUAAUUUUCCAUAAAUUGAACGUAGUUAUGCAAAUUACUUUUCGCUAAUAUAAUUGACUCAUACAUACAUACAUGGUACAAUCAAGUUAUGAUGCCAGGAUAUUAAAUCAGUUCUGUUUGGACUUUCAAUAUCAGUCACGAUGACUUAAAGAAGUAAAUUUAUUUACAAUGAGUAAACUUCCCGAAGCAGACGACACAGUUAUUAGAAAGCGUCACGAGAGUUCCAUAUUAAACCAAGGAGCGGAUACACUAGGGCAGAAGACAAAAGUUGAAAAACAAGUUCCGAAUACUACCGGAAAGAGUGACGAGAAGAUUUCGGACAAUGAUAAUGGUAAAAAUCAACAAAAUUCAGAGAACCGUUCUGCAAAUGAAAGAAAUCAGGGUUCCAGUCUGUUUUAUAUUCCAAAACGAUUGAUAGUGACGUUUAUGUUAGGGCUGGGCCUGUUACUAGUGUACGCGAUGCGGACGAAUGUGGGGGUGAUGGUUGUUAUGAUUCUAGACGAGAGAGCGUAUGAAAAAGUUGGAACAAUUGAUGCCGUAAUAAAUAUUCCUCGGGUAAACUGGGACAGCCGGAUGGUUGGUUUUCUACACAGUAUUUUCUAUAUGGGAUUCCUGAUCUCUCAAAUUCCUGGCGCAUUCCUAACAACAAUAUUACCGACACAUAAGUUAUAUGGUGGCUGUAUAUUCACCUCGGCAUUAUUGAACAUUUUGCUACCUAUAUGUAUAGAUAAUGGGCAGUUUUCUCUCGUUUGUUGUGUAAGAUGUGUCCAGGGACUUGCAGAGGGUUUACUAUAUCCGGCAUGUUACGGUAUUCUCCGACAUUGGACGGCACCCAGUGAACGAAGUCGUCAAGUAUCUGCUGUCUUGUCAUGUGCAUAUGCUGGAGCAAUAGUUGGCUUUCCUCUCGCCGGAAUAAUAACACAUUAUCUAGGAUGGCAGUAUAUAUUUUAUACUUCCGGAACGGUGUGUAUAAUAUGGUACCUGUUUUGGUUGUUUCUGAUAUAUGAAAAGCCGUCCCAUCAUAAAUACAUCAGUGAAAAUGAGUUUGAAUUCAUGGAAAAAUCCCAGGGUGCUGACGUGAUUGAUUAUGAGAAUGUGCACGUGCCAUGGAAAAGUAUAAUAACUUCGUUACCAGUGAUUGCAAUAUGUGUGUGUCAUUUUCUAAGGUACUGGAUCUUUGUUCUAAUGUUAACAAACGAACCACUUUAUCUGAACGAGUUUGGAUUCACCAUAGCUGAGACAGGUCUGUAUGCAGCAUUUCCACAUAUUGCCAAGGUUGUUAUAUCGUUUGCUAGUGGUUAUAUCGCCGAUAGUCUUCUCAAUUAUAAAUGGUUGUCAACUGGUGCUGUUAGAAAACUCCUCACUGGGAUAGGUCUUGGAAUUCAAGCAGUUGGUUUUAUUGUUUUAACAUUUGUGCGCAGUGGUUCAGUGGUUAUCAUUGUUCUUACUAUAACUAUAGGAGCAUUUGGUCUUACAACAUCAGGAUGGUCGGUAAAUCACUAUGAUCUAUCAACACGUUAUGCCAGUAGUCUUGUUGCUGUGACGUCAGCAGUGGGAUCUCUAGGAGCUAUCAUUGUGCCCUUGGCAACAGGAGACCUUACUAUGCAACAGACGGUUGAAAGUUGGGACAGCGUGUUUUAUUUGACAUCAUCGUUGAUAGCCGCUACAGUUGUGUUUUAUCUAAUAUUUGGUUCAGGGGAGCAACAACAUUGGUCCAAUCCUCCAGCUAAUAUUUGUCUCAUCCAGAAAAUAGACCCGCUAGCUCGGAAACCUUACGGUACAUAUUCUGUACAGAAAAAUACUGCGGACAUUAAAACAGAAACCCUUGUGCCACGUGACAGCGCAAUUAAUAGGCCAUUUAACUUAUAUACCGUGCAGGGAAAUAUUGACAGUGAAGAUAAAAAUCUCGGUCUAGGUAGUGCCAUUUCAAACUCAAACAUUGAUAACACCAAAAAGAAAUCUGAAAAUGAAGAUAAUAAUGACCCAGAUCAACGCAACCAUGACGUCAUACCGGAUAUGGAUAAAACAACACCAUAGUUAUUUGA